AUGGACGACGCAGAGGCUCAGGCGAAGCAGUCGAUGCCCGCACAGGACCACUGGAAGACGAAGGCGCCAUACAAGGUCCACGACCCUCAGGAUAACUUCAAGGUCAGAUAUGAGGCAAGCUGUCAUUGCGGGAAAGUGAAAUACCAGCUUUCUCGCGAUGAGCCGUUGGACAGCAAGUUGUGCCAUUGCACUACUUGCCAGACGCAGCAUGCUGCUCCUUUCCAAUGGGCCGCCAUCUUCCACAAGGAUGACAUCAACUUCACUCACGGUCAUCAUGACUUGGAGUGGUAUGAUCCCACUGAGAAGUCGAUCGAGCACAAGCUCCCCUGCAAGGUCCGCUGCAACUUCUGUCAUUCGCCCAUCAUGGACGAGGGCCGAAACAUGAUUCUGUUGUUCCCCACUUUGGUGCAUUUCAAGACCGAUCAGGACAAGAAGAACUUCAAGCCUAGAUGUCAUAUGUUUUACGGCCAGCGUGUGAUGGACAUCCCGGACGGCCUGCCCAAGUGGAGUGGAUUGAACAACAGUAGUGAUCUCAUGGAGGAUAGCCCGCCGGAGCUCGUCAAGGAGAUGGAGCGCAAGAGAGAGAAGGAGCAGCGGGAGAGAGUUGAGAAUGGUGAGAACAAAUGA
Messenger RNA from Recurvomyces mirabilis, 627 nucleotides. RefSeq lists its product as uncharacterized. The transcript has 3 exons. Gene Ontology annotation, molecular function: carbon-sulfur lyase activity. Bases 1 to 627 code for a protein of 208 amino acids. The record is from RefSeq and is a predicted model, not a curated record. Lineage: Eukaryota; Fungi; Ascomycota; Dothideomycetes; Mycosphaerellales; Teratosphaeriaceae.